CACACACACACACACACACUCACUCACUCACUCCAUAUGUGCUCAACACCUCCAAAAAUCUUCAACGUUGCAACCACAUCGUGAUAGUGGCCCCGAAGCGAUGCGAGGAUUAUUGUAGGGGCUAGGCUUCCCCACAGACAAUAACAAUAUUACCGUUUUCAACUCGGUAUUCCUGCCCUGGCAUACUCGGCAAACCUGGAUUGAGAUAAUCAGCAUCGCGUUUGCCCCAUGCACCCACCACCUCCACAUACUAUAGUGGCAGCGUCUUAUUCAUGAUCGUCGAUGGCGGGCGAUGUGCACAGGGGAAGAAAAAAGAACACGACUAGCACCCUUGCGCCGACAUAACAGGUGGAGAAUUGUUUGUAUACAGUGUUGAAGUCCUCUGGCGAGGCAAGCCUUGCAAAAAAAAUGGGUCACCAAAUUUCGCUCAUUUCCGUUCCCAAACAACCAUCCUCAUCCCGAGGAAAUUACAACUCCAUGGUGAGCGAGUGGUCUACCACCACACACGAUAGUCCCGCGUCCCUGGUUGUCCAACAAGAACAACAACAACAACAACAACCACCGGCAAUGCUCGUCCCAAAGUACACCUACACGGGACCGGUGGACCACACGAUCCCCACGGACCGCAGCCGAGCGGCGGGCAAGUCGGUCAUCGUGACGGGCGGCGCCAACGGCAUGGGCGAGGCCUGCGUUCGCGACUUUGUGCGGGCGGGCGCCUUUGUCACCAUAGCCGACUGGGACGAGGCGCGCGGCCGCGAGCUCGAAAAGGAGCUCAACGACCCCGCCGCAGCAGGGGAGGAGGGUGCCAACGACGUUUGCGUCUUCGUCAAGGUGGAUAUUCGCGAUUGGGAUCAGGUCAAGGCCGUUUUCGAGACGGCCAGGACGAGGAGUCCCAGCAAAAGUGUCGACGUCGUCCUGGCCAACGCGGGCAUCAGUAGGACUUCGGGGGAUAGUUUAUGGACGCUGCAUGAUCCAAAUGGCGACGUCACAAAACCUGAUUUGAAUAUCGUCCAGGUCAACCUAAUAGGAACACUGUACACGUGGAAACUAGCAGUGCACUACUUCCGGAAGCAACCCGAGUCAGAAGACCGUGACCGCUGCUUCAUCAUCACGGGAAGCUUGGUGGCUUACAUUGACUCGCCGGCCAACUGGGAGUAUACAGCAACCAAAUACGGCCUCCUCGGUUUUAUGAAAACAGCCCGCCGUAGCAGCUGGGAACAGGGCAUCCGCAUCAACUACGUCGCACCCUGCUACAUCCGCAGUGCGAUCCGAAGCCCUGAAUACGAAAAGUCUUUGACGGAUAGGGGGGUUACCUUUGGUGAACAGGAGGAUGUUGCGGCUUGUAUGAUGCGGAUAGCAUGUGACCGGUCCAUCGAUGGUCGCUCGCUCAUGAUCGUCCCCCGAUCCAUAGCCAAAGAGGGUUUUAUGGAUAUUGAUAGAGAAGACUUUCGGGACACGGAGAAGGAUGCGUACCUGAAGCAGACACAAGAGACACAGCUGGUCAUUAUUGAAGACAAGUGGCGGGAUGACUACACGGUGCCCAAGUAUAAAUAAGAAGAGAGCCUAAGGCUGUCUAGAAUAAUAACAAAAAAAAAAGAGAAAAAAAAAAAGAAAACAGGGCCCGCC
Molecule: messenger RNA, 1626 nt
Organism: Pyricularia grisea
Lineage: Eukaryota; Fungi; Ascomycota; Sordariomycetes; Magnaporthales; Pyriculariaceae
Exons: 5
Coding region: 409-1554 (381 amino acids)
Molecular function (GO): oxidoreductase activity
Source: RefSeq, a predicted model, not a curated record